Messenger RNA from Melanaphis sacchari, 4318 nucleotides. Its product is annotated as probable ATP-dependent DNA helicase HFM1. The coding region runs from base 1 to 4134 and encodes 1377 amino acids. NCBI's taxonomy places the organism in Eukaryota, Metazoa, Arthropoda, Insecta, Hemiptera, Aphididae. The transcript has 28 exons. The record is from RefSeq and is a predicted model, not a curated record. Gene Ontology annotation, molecular function: nucleic acid binding; ATP binding.
AUGAACUCUAAUGAUAUUAAUAACAACGGAAUUAAUUUUUCAACAUUUGAUACAAGUGCAUAUCAUUCAACAUUUAAUGGUAAUGUAAAUGAAGAUAUGAAUUCAUCAACUUCCAGUUAUAACCAACUAUAUCCAGUAAAUAAAUUGCCAGAAAAAUAUAGACAUAUAUUUUCAAAUUUUACGUACUUCAAUAAAAUACAGACAAAAGCAAUCAACGUUAUUUUCGAUACUGAUAAAUCAGUCGUUGUGUCUUCGCCCACUGGAUCCGGAAAAACAGUUAUUUUCGAAUUAGCUAUAGUAUAUUUUUUAGAAACAAUCGGGAAGUUUUCUAAUAAUUUACAGAAUUCUAAAAUAAUUUACGUGGCUCCAAUAAAAGCAUUGUGUUCCGAACGUUAUGAAGAUUGGAAAAAUAAAUUUACAGUUCAUGGACUUAAAUGUGUUGAAAUAACUGGUGAUAAUGAAAUUACGGAUUAUAUAUCAUUAAUUUCUAGUUACCAGUUAAUAAUAACUACUCCGGAAAAAUGGGAUUCAUUGACGAAAAAAUGUAAAGAAUUUAAGUAUCAAAUAAACACGGUCAAACUUUUUUUGAUUGACGAGGUCCAUUUAAUAAAUGAUGAAAUUCGUGGUGCAACAUUAGAAGCUAUUGUCAGUCGCAUGAAAAUUAUUCCAAAAAUUUCAAAAAUCAAUAAUUUCACAUUACGUUUUGUUGCUGUAUCUGCUACAGUAACAAAUAUUGAAGAUAUUGCAAAAUGGUUGACUAACGAUCAAAAUUAUCCUGCUCAUUACUUUAAAAGUACUGAAGACGAAAGACCUGUGAAGUUACAAAAAAUUGUAUUAGGUUAUAACUUUAAGACGAAUAGUUUCAAAUUUGAUUUUGACCUUACUUAUAAACUUAAACCUUUAAUAAAACAGUAUUCAAAUGGGCGACCAACCUUAAUAUUUUGUUCCACAAGGAAAAGCGUAGAAUUUACUUGUAGCAUUUUAAUGAAAGACAUUACAGUUUCAUUAUCUGACGAAAAACAAAGUUAUAUCAACGAAUUUUCAAGGGAAAUUAAUAACAACAAAAUUAAAGAAAUGCUUAAAUUUGGCAUUGGAUGUCAUCACGCUGGCAUGUAUAUUCAAGAAAGAAGUGCCAUAGAAAAAUUGUUUCGUAUUGGAUGCUUAAACAUACUUAUCGCUACUAGUACCUUAGCAAUGGGUGUUAAUUUACCAGCACAUUUAGUUAUAAUAAAAUCUACUGAAUAUUAUUCGUUUAAUGACUAUAAAGAAUAUAACGAAUGUCAAAUAUUACAAAUGGUUGGAAGAGCUGGAAGACCUCAAUUUGAUAGUUCUGCUACUGCUAUCAUUAUGACGAAAAUAUCAAUGAAGAGUCGAUAUGAAAAAAUAUUAAUGGGCAAUCAAUUUAUGGAAAGUCAUCUUCAUAAAUAUUUAACUGAACACUUGAAUGCAGAGAUAUUUUUGGGUACGAUCUAUAAUAUUAAAGUUGCAAUGGAUUGGAUAAGAUCUACGUUUUUAUAUGUCCGAGCAUGUAAAUCACCUCAAAAUUACGGAAUGAUCAAGACUCUUAGUGUCCAAGAAGUAGAAAAUAGAUUACAAAAUUUGUGUUUAACAGAGAUCAAAGCAUUAGCGUGCACGGGGUUAAUUAACUUUUGUGAUGAAAAUAAUGAAAUAAUUUCAAAACCAGAAUGCGAAAUAAUGGUUAAGUAUUCAAUAAGCUACGCAACAAUGAAAAAAUAUAUGCAACUAAAAGGAACUGUGAACUUAAAUGAUUUAAUAAAAUUAUUAUCUCAAUCCAAAGAAUUCGAGUAUAUUAAACUGAGAAGAACUGAAAAAGUAAUUUUAAAUAUUUUAAAUAAAAAUAAAAUACCAGGUGCAGAUGUUUUACGAUUUCCCAUCGAAGAAGGAAUAAAUACUCGAGAAACUAAAAUCAAUUGUCUUUUACAAGCGACCUUGGGGACAUUAAGAAUUUCAGACAGUUCACUAGCACAAGACGCAAAUAAAAUAAUUUUAAUUUCUACGCGAUUGACUAGAGCUUUAAAAGAAAUCAUGUUCAAAGGUACAAAAUUCGAAAUUGCUCGAAUCGCGUGCAUUUUUGCAAAAUGCGUGACGACGAAAUUAUGGGAACAAUCAAAGUUUGUUUCAAAACUUAUCCCAAGAGUAGGACAAGUGUUAUCACACAAUUUUGUUUUAAACGGAAAAACUACAUUGAAAUCAAUUCGGGAUACAAGUCCUAGAGAUUUAGAACGGUUCCUUAACCGACAGCCACCGUUUGGAAACCAUAUACACAACUUUAUUCGACAAAUUCCAAAGUAUAAAGUGUGUGCAAAGUUUGAUAAAUGUUCAGAACUAAUUAUCGUUAAUCUAAUUUUAAUUGAUCAUAAUAAUAUUUCGUCAAAUGUACUAUUUCAAACAGUAUCAGUUUUGGUGGGUGAUUCUGAAAAUCAUCUGCUCAAAAUUCAACAAAUACGUAACGAAAAAUUUUUGGAACAAGGAGGAAUCAUAAAUAUGACUACGCCGUUGCAAAAUAAUUUUUUUUUUAAUAAACCCAACUAUGAAAUUACUAUUUGUUUGAUAAGCGACUAUUGGGUCGGAAUUGAUAUUGAGAUUAAGUUCAAACCAAACAAUAACGAAGAACACAUAAAAGAAUCAAUGAGUGAAGAAAAUUGUUGUAAUGAGUCACCGUUGAAAAAUUUCCCCUCUCCACCGCCAAAAAAAAAGCGAACUUCGAGAGUAGUGAAACAAGGCAAUAAAGACAAAACACAGUUAAAUAUUAAAAAAUAUUUACAUAACAUUACUUCGAGAGAUCAAGACCCUAAAGUCAUGAAUAAACUGAGUGUGGAAGAAGAUACAGGUACUGAUGUAAAGCGUUGUGCUAAUGAAAGUAGUGUUGCAACAUGUAAAAUUGCAGGCGAAAUGUUCAAAACACAAACUGAUUCUUUUAACAAUGGACAGCCAAAUGAAUAUUUUAAAUUCGACAAACAUGAAUUAAAUAAUUAUUUCUGUUACGAUGAAUUAAUAAAUGACGACGUAUUCGGUGAUUUAUUUGUACCUGAAGAUAAUAAUGUUAUUUCUAAGUCAUUUGAUUCGGCGAUAGAGAAGUGUUGUUUCAAAGAAAGUGCAAUUCAAACGAAUUAUUUAAAAAAUAAAAUUCGCACUGAAGUUAUUGAACCCAUGCAAUUGAGAUGCUCCAGAAAAAACAAUUGUUUAAAUGAGAAAUCAAAACAUAACAAAUUGACAAUAGAAAAAAAAGUGGGCGACGCUAAAGCAAUAGUAGAUGUGCGUCUUCCAAAAUUUAAUCAGAUCACCUGUGACAAUAUUAAUCAAUACAAGGGAGCAGAUCAAUUAUUGCCAAACAAAGAAAACAUAAAUCCAUAUAAACUGAAGUACACAAAAAAAUGCCUUCUGUUCGGUGAUAUACAAAAGUAUGACGCUGAGAAUAAAGACGAAACCUCGUCUAUUGGAUUUGACGUGAAACAGAGAUGUUUUACGGACUCAGAAAGUACAAAUAAAAAUCAUAUCAUAUUUACAUCAAGUUUUAAAACGUCAACAACGACCAGGAAUCAGUCGGAUUUUGCAUUUGAACGGAAAUCCGAACAAAAUUUAUCAACAAUAAAUAUCGAUCAAGUAAUGCCGGUUGCGGCCGUGGGUAGAUUGUCUCGCCUAAUAGAAAACAAUUUGAAGGCCCCGUCUGAGUUUCAAGUUCCUCAGGACAUGGAAAAUCUACCUAAAGUAACUGAAAUCCAUCUUCAGGAAUACUCAGCUAACACCUUUUUUCCGGUCGAUCGUGAUAGUGUGCAGCAGACAAGACCAGAAUUUGGAGUUUUUGCAGCACCGAUGGCUCGAACGCCCAGACAAAAUGAUUGUCUUGGCGGUAAAUCAACCUUAGACAAGUAUUUCCGAAGGGUCAAAACCUCACGGCGACUACGGGAUUUAAAUUCCAAAGAGCUUCCCGUAGCAGUAUCAGAUGUUUCGGAGAAAAGUUUUGUCGAAAGACCAUCAUCCGACCCAGCACUGCAGCAAAGAACUGACCUCAGAGACGAGAAACUGUUGUUCACUAAGCGUUUUUUCAACCACAAUUUAGAAGACUCACGUGAGACUGGUAUCAGACAGUUACUAUUCCCCGGCGAUUUUUAAGGACUUGUAAAAAUAACACCCAUGCCUGCAAUAGGGUUCAUAUAGCAAUAAUAUCCAAAGCAUUUCAAUAAAACAAUAUAAUAAUUAUACAAGCAUCGUAUAUAGUUACAGUACCUGAGAUUCGUGUAUAUACUUUUACCAACAGGCUAUUUGUUUUAUGUUAAACUAAUAUUAUAACUUUUAA